CCUCUUCCUUCGCCGCCUGCUUCUUUCCUUCGUGACCCUGUUGCCUCCCACACCAUUGCAUCUCAUCCCAAUCUCUCCCCCAUCGUAACCUCUAUUAAAGUCGACCGUUUCGCACAGCUUCUUGAGCACCAUCCUAACCAGCCUUUUGUUCGCUCCGUUAUCAAUGGUCUACGUUCUGGAUUUUGGCCGUACACAGAAGACAAACCUGACUUGUAUCCUACUACGUGGGACGCUGUUGGAUCGCCCCCCACGUACGAGACGGCCCGGGCGUUCCUGCGGGAGCAACGUGACGAGGAGAUGUCUGCUGGGCGAUGGCCCUCUCCUUCUUUCGGGCAGGACCUCUUGCCAGGCAUGGUCGCAAUGCCUAUCUUCGCGAUUCCCAAACCCAAUUCGAAAAAAAUACGCCUCAUCAACCACUUGUCAUACGGCAAACAUUCUGUCAACUCUCUCGUCCCACCAGAAGCUAUCAAGGGCGCCGUGCUCGAUGGAGUGCCCAUUCUCGGAGACUCCCUUAAA
Molecule: messenger RNA, 516 nt
Organism: Epithele typhae
Lineage: Eukaryota; Fungi; Basidiomycota; Agaricomycetes; Polyporales; Epitheliaceae
Exons: 1
Source: RefSeq, a predicted model, not a curated record